AUGCUUUCAGGAUAAAACUCGAUAUAAUAUCUUACUAACCAAGUUUUGUUAGCAAAUAUAAUAAAUGUGUUAAAAUAUAGAAAUAAUCUAAACUAAGUUGUUUAUAAAGUUUACAUGACUUUACCCUUGAGUUACUUAACUUUAAUUUCAGCACUUAAGUGGAAUUUAUAAACAGGUUUUCAAAAUUUAGAUAGCUUCACUUUUAAUAGAAAUCAAAAUUUUUCAGUGAACUACAAUGAGGAAUCAAAUAAAAUUGUUUAUGAAGGAUAUGUUAGUGGCAAUGUCGGUUUAACUAAUUUGAUAUCAAAUCCAGGAAAGAUAUUUUAUCAAACAUUAGAAAGCUCGUCAUAAAUACAAAAUAUUUAAUAGAUUUAUGAUAUAGGGUAUAUCUUUAUAGUAAAAAAAACUCUAUUAGUUUUUGAUAUAGCAUAAUAUUUAUUUGUUGAAGAAAUAAAAUUAGAUAAUGAAGGUGAUAAUUCGUUAGAAUAUAUCCAAGGGUUUUAAUAUAGCAAAUAACAAAAGCUAAUCACAUGCUUUAAAAGUUAAUAUUUCGCUAUUUUGAAUUGUUAAUAAAAUUUAAAAAUUUAAAAUAUUUUGACAAACUUUUCUUACAUUUCGAAUUAUUAUCUUUAAGAAGAAAAAUAAAUUAUAUAUAUUUAUGGCUCCAAUAUAUUCAUAUAUGAUUUGUAACUGAAAGACCUCAAAAUUAUCUAUGAAUCAAAUAGUUAUAUAAUAACUUAAUGUGUCUUUUUAUUAAGCUACUUGGUUUGUUAAACAGCUCCUUAGUAAAUAAAAAUUUUAGAAAAUUAAAGCUUUUUUGUAAUUAAAACAUUUUCCUCUAUUGAAAUUCAAGAUUAAUCCUUUUUACUCGCAGAUCAAGUUUAUAGAAAUAUUUAUAUUUAUAAAACCUAAAUAUUAUCAUUCUCAAUAUCAGAAUAAUCAUUAAAUUAAAUAUUGGUGCAAAAUUCUCAAAUUUUAUAAUUAAAUAUCUUUGGCUCAAAAAUUGUAAUCUUUACCAAUCAAAAUGGAUUUAUCUUAGAUAGAAAUUCUUAGCAAUAAUAAGCGGUGUUUUAAUUAUUUGGAAAUUUCAUUGGUAACUUUUAUUUAGGAGAUUAUAACCAUCUUUUAUACUAUACAGAUAACAUUACAUAAGGCUAGAUAUUUGUUUUUAGCCUGACUACUCUUUCUUAACUACCUGCUUUAAAGGCUUUUUUCCCUCUUAAUUAAGUAAGAAGUGUAUUUCAUGAUUAAGCUUUAUCUAUAAUAGGCUUAACUGAUGAAUAAGAAUAAUACUAAGCUAAGUGUAUCAAAUAAUUUUUAGACAGGAAAUAUUAUUAUUUAUGA
Tetrahymena thermophila SB210 is the source of this 1344-nucleotide messenger RNA. RefSeq lists its product as hypothetical. The transcript is spliced from 3 exons. NCBI's taxonomy places the organism in Eukaryota, Ciliophora, Oligohymenophorea, Hymenostomatida, Tetrahymenidae. The record is from RefSeq and is a predicted model, not a curated record.